GGUGGACAACUUAAGUUUUUGACGAUGCGCGGAAGAGCGGUGGAGGUCAUAGAUCGCUUGAUCGCGUUCCUCGAUCAGCAUCUGAGCCUCAGCGGUGGCCACAUGGUCGACUACUUCACGGAAUCUCUGUACGCGAAUCGCGUUUCACCGCAAAUACGAAACGAGAUCAAGUGUGCAGGUUUCGAGGUAGUGAUCGAAGAUAUAUUGAAUUGUCGGGAAACUGCCGGAGCGACGCGUCUGAACGAUUACGUGCGGACGGCCAAGAGUUUAUCGCUGUACAACGCGUCGUCGGUUUGCAUGAAUCUGGCGGAUUUCCGCGAGAAGCUUGUGUCUAUGAGUGGCGAAGAGAUCUCCGGGUUGAAGUUGGAGGUGUUCAUGAAGGAGAAGAAGUCGCACGAGGUGGAGACGUUGAGCGCGAUCGCAGCGUCGGUGAGGAAAAUCGCGAAGACGUCGCAUCUCGUCGAUAUAGGCGAUGGUAAAGGAUAUUUGAGCAGUUUGAUCGCUUUCCAACACGGUGUACCGAUAUUAGGAGUGGACGCGAGUUUGACGAACACGACGAGCGCUAUUAGAAGAGCGGAAAAGUUGGGUAAACAUUGGCACACCAUCGCGAAGACGCCGAAAGGUGCUGUAAGAAUUGGCGAACUUUACAAGCAAGUCACCCAGUACGUGACGGAGCGAACGGAUUUCGACGCACUCGUCCACGACGUGUUUCUGCAGAGGACGAGAGGAUUAGGCGUGAUCGGUUUGCACACGUGCGGCGAUCUCGGACCCACGUCCUUGAGAAUAUUCAAAACGAACGAUAACGUCAAAUCAAUCUGCAACGUGAGCUGCUGCUACCAUCUGUUGAACGAGAAUUACAUCGCCAGCGGCAUGCAGAAUUUGGGUCAACAGCAGCAGCAAGGAUUUCCGAUGAGCCAAUAUCUGAAGAACAAGAAGUACAGUCUUGGCAGAGCCACGAGGAUGUUGGCCGCGCAGUCCAUAGAUAGGAUACUGGCGCAUCAGGAUCUGCCGAGCAAGACCAUCUUCUAUAGAGCCCUUCUGCAGCUCGUGCUCUCGAAACACUGCGACCCGAUGCCCGAAUCGCACGUCGGCAAGUUCCGGAAGGAGCCGAAGGAUUUCACCGAGUACGCGAGGGAGGCGAUGAGGAGACUCCAGGUGUCUUCAGAUGCAAUCACCGAUGAAGACUUGGAAAGUUUUUACAAAAGAAACGAAGAAUCCAGGACGGCGUUGAACGUUUACCAUUUGUUACGCAGCAUGCUCGCUCCGGCUGUGGAAUCGUUGAUACUGCUCGAUAGGUAUUUGUUUCUGCUGGAGGAAGGAAUCGAGGACGCUUUUCUGGUGCAACUUUUCGAUCCGGUCAUUUCGCCGAGAUGCUACGGCCUCAUCGCAUUCAAAAAGUGAACA
Nicrophorus vespilloides is the source of this 1404-nucleotide messenger RNA. Its product is annotated as methyltransferase-like protein 25. Bases 25 to 1401 code for a protein of 458 amino acids. The record is from RefSeq and is a predicted model, not a curated record. Lineage: Eukaryota; Metazoa; Arthropoda; Insecta; Coleoptera; Silphidae. The transcript has a single exon.